CAUUCAUUCACACUAAAAACUAGAAAAGAAAGACAACCGGCCAGUCAACUCAUUCCACUCCUACUGCAGCUGAAAUGAAAACAGCUGUGACAAACAUCAUCAUCAUCCUGGGGAUCAUCUCAGUCUCCAACAUAACAGUAACCGUCAGCAGCACAGACUUGGUGGAGUUCAACAGCUCCGUCAGUCUGUCCUGCUCCUCCUCUGGGUCCUCGCUCUCUUUCCUCUGGCUGAACGGCAGCUCUGUGGUUACAGCCACGGACAGAGUUCAGCUCACUGAUGGAGGAAGAAAUCUCACUAUAGUCAGUGUGAGCCGCUACGACCAGGGACCGUUCAGAUGCAGAGUGUCCAGUGGUGUCAUUAAUGGAAUCAGUGAGCCAGUAAACCUCUCCAUCAGCUACGGACCAGAAAGCAUAAGUUUGAAAACAUCCCCCACCAAGGAUUUUUAUGUGACAGGGUCUAACGUGGACCUGUCCUGCUCAGCUGUCUCCAGUCCUGCUGCCCAGUUCACAUGGUUUCUGAACAGAACCCAGCUGAAUGAUACUGGACCAGAACUCAGACUGACCAACAUUCAGACGUGUCAGAGUGGAAACUACAGCUGUCAGGCCUUUAACACCAAGACUCUGAGAUAUCAGACAUCUCAACCCUCAGCUCUUAAUGUACUGGUUUCAGAUAAUUCUGAAGAGUGUGGACGUCUUUCACCUGCUGCCAUUACAAGAAUAGUCAUUGCGUGUGUCCUGGUGUUUGGAGGAGUUUUAGCUGGAGGACUUUGUAUUUGUGUAAUUGAGAGCAAAUUACUUUACUUCAGUAGAAGCAACAGCAGCGCUCAACCACAUAAAACAGAACACAGAGACACUGUGUAUGAGAACAAUCAUGUGGCUCCUCAGGCUUUGUCUCUUGCUCCAGGGACACGUGGUUAAGUGGAGACUGUCCUGUGUUGAACUGGUGACGUGACCAGACUGAACUGUUCCACCUCCAACGGGAAACAAUGCUCCUGUUAACAGCAGAUCCGCAUGUGAAAAUGCACAUUCUGUAUUGCAAGAAUGUACUCAGUGUGUGUAGUGAUAUACAGUAAACUAUA
Messenger RNA from Betta splendens (Siamese fighting fish), 1078 nucleotides. RefSeq names its product carcinoembryonic antigen-related cell adhesion molecule 1-like. The transcript is spliced from 6 exons. NCBI's taxonomy places the organism in Eukaryota, Metazoa, Chordata, Actinopteri, Anabantiformes, Osphronemidae. Bases 75 to 917 code for a protein of 280 amino acids. The record is from RefSeq and is a predicted model, not a curated record.